CCCUCGAACAAGCCUGAUUCUAGAAUACGAUCGCGCGGAAAAAAUCACAGAACAAAACACGUCCGAGCGAUCCCACAAUACUGCAGCAUGUACACUUUGUUGCAGUAUAAUCUGCCCAAAGUGAAAGUAAAGCAUUUUUGCUGAAAAACUAAGCUCCCGAUGUUAUAGAAGUAGGAUAAUGAUUCAGGGAUGUAAUUUGUUAUAAAAUGUUGUGCGUCAAAGUUAAGAAAAAGUUAAGUGACGUUCUGCUUGUGGAUUUGGGUGGGUGUGGGAGAAGAUCUUCAUAGGAAAAUAUGUAGAUUCGUUAGCUCCUAUUAGAUUGCUAAAUGGAGUGCCUGCUAGCAGCACUGCUCAUACUAACAACUGGGCCAGUAGGUUUACUAGAUGCCAACCCGGAAGCAAAGAGACUCUACGAUGAUCUUCUGAGCAAUUACAACAGGCUCAUAAGACCGGUCGGAAACAAUUCAGAUCGAUUGACUGUGAAAAUGGGACUAAAAUUAUCACAAUUAAUCGACGUGAAUUUGAAGAGUCAAAUUAUGACGACGAACGUCUGGGUAGAGCAGGAAUGGAAUGAUUACAAACUAAAAUGGAACCCGGAUGACUAUGGGGGAGUAGAAACCUUGCAUGUACCAUCAGAACAUAUUUGGCUUCCGGAUAUAGUGCUUUAUAACAACGCGGACGGAAACUACGAGGUAACAAUCAUGACCAAAGCGAUUCUGCAUCACACGGGCAAAGUGAUCUGGAAACCGCCGGCGAUCUAUAAAUCCUUUUGUGAAAUUGACGUUGAAUACUUUCCAUUCGACGAACAAACUUGUUUCAUGAAAUUCGGAAGUUGGACGUACGACGGUUAUCUGAUUGAUCUUCGGCAUCUCAAACAAGGAGAAAACAGCAAUAAUAUAGCAGUAGGGAUUGACCUGCAAGAUUAUUACAUAUCCGUGGAAUGGGACAUCAUGAAAGUACCCGCGGUGCGAAACGAAAAGUACUACUCGUGUUGUGAAGAACCUUAUCCAGACAUUAUAUUCAAUUUAACGCUAAGAAGAAAGACGUUGUUUUAUACAGUGAAUUUAAUCAUUCCGUGCGUUGGAAUUUCGUUCCUAAGUAUUCUGGUAUUUUACCUGCCCAGUGACAGUGGAGAGAAAGUGUCUCUGAGUAUUUCUAUUCUGCUUUCGUUGACUGUCUUCUUUCUGCUCCUCGUCGAGACCAUUCCUCCCACAUCAAUCACCGUUCCCCUUUUGGGAAAAUAUCUUCUAUUCACCAUGUUGCUCUGUACAUUGUCAGUGGUUGUAACUAUUGCCGUCUUGAAUGUUAACUUCAGAUCGCCAGUGACUCAUAAAUUGGCCCCGUGGGUUCGUACCGUGUUCAUUGAAACGCUGCCACCAAUUUUAUUCAUCAAAAGACCCAAAAAAGAUGACGAUGAUAACGAAGAGUGUAUGCUAACCGAUGUUCUUCACAUACCUGGUCCCUUCAAUAUGUACGAAAAACCAACUUUCGAAAGUUUCGAUCUGGGAUUAUCAGGUGGACGAUUUGAAAUUCCUCCACCUGGAUUGGCUUGUUUUGAUGAGCCACCAUUUCCACUCCCGUUGGCUGGCGGUGAUGACGAAUUAUAUAGUCCUGCAAGUUGCAGAACUGGUGCUUUCGACCCUCCUAGUGACGUAAGUCCCGGAUUUGGAAGGGUAGACGGUUACGAUAUGGAGAAAACUAUCGCAGAUUCGAAAUUCAUUGCUCAACAUGUGAGAAACAAAGAUAGUUUUGAAAAUGUUGAGGAAGAUUGGAAAUACGUUGCCAUGGUUCUAGAUCGUCUUUUCCUAUGGAUUUUCACAUUGGCGUGCGUCGUAGGUACAGGGGUAAUCAUUUUGAACGCUCCCUCAUUAUACGACACGACGAAACCUAUUGAUGUGGUAAUUUCCAAAGUGGCCAAAAAGCGAAUGGCGUUGUUACAGAUGGUACCCGAAGAGGUGUGAAAAUACAAGUUGACAAUAUGUUGUUUUUAUAAGGCAUUGUUUUGAUGUUCGGAGUAAUCCAUUCAAGAUGAAUUUGAUCGGUCCGAACAUUUAUAUCACAUGAAUUUGUUGAAGACAAAUAAGAGCUUUGCAAAAAUGGUUUUCCUUGAACAAUAAGAAUUAUAGAACGUUGAUGUUUUGUAUGGUAAUUCUAAUUAAGGCUAAUAUAUUAAGGUUUUGAUGAUUUUAACCAGAUGAUUCGAUUAAUCAAAUCGUAGUUAUACACAUGCAUCUAGUUAAAUGCAUCGAUUCGUAAGACUACGAGGCAAAGUAAAAUUAAGCAGACGAUUUUUCCCAGUGUUCAUCAAUGUUAUGUCGAAAAUCAAACUACGUUUUUUACUGCACUCAACUUAAUAUUAAAUAGAAAAUAGUCUGCUUAGUGUUACGACCACUGGUUUUAUAACAUGGAUCUUCCGAUAACAAUCUAGAACGGUAGCAAAAGAAAUCUUUAAAAUUGUAGCUAUUCUGUACAACGAUAUUUAGUUAAGUCGAGUGUUUUGAGGUUUUCUAUAAAUCUGUUACGAAUGUAAAAAAAUAUUAUUUUUUCUUUCGAUCUGUCUUCUAUUCGCAUUUGAAAAACCACGAUCUACUUUUUAUAGGUAUUAUUUUUUUCGAUUUAUGUAAACAACUUCGUUAGAUGCAAUUCAAAGACUAACUGAAAAAAAAUAACGAUGAUAAUCACUACAAUAGGCAAAAUGGGCGUAGAAGGAGAAUUGUUAUGUAAAUUAUAUUAAUUACUAAUACUUUACUACGAAUAAGUAUCGUAAUAAUUGUAAUAACAAUUUAAGUGGCAAAUAAAGCUCCACUAGACUAUCGAUUCAUUAUAUACGCAUAUACAGAUCAGUUUUUCGUUACAAAAAACAACACAUUCCCAUUGGCGUCAUCAUGACCAUGUAAUUUAUCAUGUUAAAUCUUGAACUAGAAUUACAUCUGUAUUUCCCGUAUUUGCGAUUGUUUUGCUGUCUAGUGAGAUUUAUUUGGCCAGCUACACAUUUUUAAACGUCGUUUAAGACAUAUAACAUUAGGAUAUAGUUCAAAACAUCAUGGGUAAACGGCAAUACAUAAUAAAACAUUUUUUUGAUUACAA
Molecule: messenger RNA, 3087 nt
Organism: Dendroctonus ponderosae (mountain pine beetle)
Lineage: Eukaryota; Metazoa; Arthropoda; Insecta; Coleoptera; Curculionidae
Gene: nAChRalpha1
Product: acetylcholine receptor subunit alpha-like 1
Exons: 9
Coding region: 327-1961 (544 amino acids)
Biological process (GO): chemical synaptic transmission; signal transduction; monoatomic ion transmembrane transport
Cellular component (GO): neuron projection; synapse; postsynaptic membrane
Molecular function (GO): transmembrane signaling receptor activity; acetylcholine-gated monoatomic cation-selective channel activity
Source: RefSeq, a predicted model, not a curated record